AUGAGCAGAAAGGUGAGGCAGUUGCUGGGGAAGAAGCUGGAACAGACUACGAAGACUCCAAUGAUCUUAGAAGCUUACCUAGUGAUACGGAGGCUGAGGGAAGCAGCGCAGAGAUGGGAUCAUGCAUUCGGGCUAAGAAUUAUGAAAAUCAUUGAGAAGGCUAAGUCUGAGGCAAGGUACUUGAAGGCAGACUAUGCAAGUAACCAUAAAUUUAAGACAAGUAACAGAGACGGUUUGAGGUGGAGCAUUGACUUGACAAAAAAUGCAUGUGCAUGCAGAAAAUGGCAGCUCACUGGAAUACCAUGUUCCCAUACAAUAUCAGGCAUGCUUUCAAGGGAUAUUGGCAUAUAUGAGUACAUCGACCCAUGGUAUAGCAAGGAAGCAUACCUCAAGUGUUACUCCCCAGUGAUCCAUCCGAUGUCAGGGCCUGAACUGUGGCCAGAAUUGGGAAAGCAUCCUCUCAAUCAACCUCAAAAGAGAAAACAGGCUGGCAGACCCAAAAAAAUGAGGAAGAAGUCACAGGCAGAGCCAUCUGCAGGAGUUAAGAUAGGAAGGACUGGCAUGAAGAUGACUUGUAAAAGCUGUGGAGGGUCCGGACAUAACAAAAGAAGCUGUAAGAGACCACUGCCUGGUGAAGAUAGUUCACAGCAACAGUCUCAACCAACCGCACAAAUAGAGUCCCAAGAAGAUACAUAA
Molecule: messenger RNA, 696 nt
Organism: Olea europaea var. sylvestris
Lineage: Eukaryota; Viridiplantae; Streptophyta; Magnoliopsida; Lamiales; Oleaceae
Exons: 1
Coding region: 1-696 (231 amino acids)
Molecular function (GO): zinc ion binding; nucleic acid binding
Source: RefSeq, a predicted model, not a curated record